GAGAACGUCAGCACGUCGAUGCGGGGGUUUUUCUGUGGCCGGGACCAGCUAACCAGGGUUGGGUGAAUGGGCGCUGGGGGUUUCGCCGUCCCUUGGGGAGAAGGAUAGUUGUUCUCUUCUCACAGGCGGACGCGGCGGCGCGUGGUGCUCAGACGGGUCGCCUUCCCUGCCGCCAGCUUUUCCUCCGGGCCUACCCACCGCUUAGUCUUGUCCGAGAGGUCGGGGCUACAGGAUCGGCCUGGGCAAGCUGGGGGCCUGUCCCUGCUGCUGGCUCGGAUGGGCGGUGGCAAGAAGAGCGACCUGGGAUGUUUGGCCUGAUGGCCAAUUGCUGCAGCUGGUUCAAACGCUGGCGGGAGCCUGUCAGAAAGGUGACUCUUGUGAUGGUGGGACUUGAUAAUGCUGGUAAAACGGCAACAGCAAAGGGAAUCAAAGGAGGGUCUUACUAUGUAGUUUAGACUGUCGUGAGCUUACUUUGUAGCCCAGGCUGGUCUUGAACUUGCAACAGUCCUCCUGCCUCAGCCUUCCAAGUGCUGGGAUUACAGAGCAUCCUGAAGAUGUAGCUCCUACAGUUGGAUUUUCCAAAAUUGAUCUUAAACAAGGAAAGUUUGAGGUCACCAUCUUUGACCUGGGAGGUGGAAAAAGAAUUCGGGGAAUUUGGAAGAAUUACUAUGCAGAGUCCUAUGGGGUAAUAUUUGUUGUGGAUUCCAGUGAUGAAGAGAGAAUGGAAGAGACAAAAGAGACAAUGUCAGAAGUGCUAAGACAUCCUAGGAUAUCAGGAAAGCCUGUAUUGGUGUUGGCAAAUAAACAGGACAAAGAAGGGGCUUUAGGAGAAGCUGAUGUGAUUGAGUGUCUGUCUUUAGAAAAAUUGGUUAAUGAGCACAAGUGCCUGUGUCAGAUAGAACCUUGUUCGGCAGUCUUGGGGUAUGGAAAGAAAAUUGACAAAUCUAUUAAAAAGGGCCUUUACUGGCUGCUACAUAUCAUUGCAAGAGACUUUGAUAUCUUAAGUGAAAGGAUCCAAAAGGACACAACUGAACAACGAGCUCUUGAGGAACAGGAGAAACGAGAAAGAGCUGAACGAGUGCGAAAGUUACGAGAAGAAAGGGAAGAAAGAGAAAGAGAGCAAGCAGAACUGGAUGGAACCAGUGGUCUGGAUGAGUUGGACCCAAGACCAAUUACUGCUAAUCCUUUCCAGCCGAUAGCAUCUGUAAUAAUGGAGAAUGAAAAGAAACUUGAAAAAGAGACAAAGAAACAAACAGUGGAAAAAGAUAGUGAUAUUUGUCCCCUGCAACAGAAAAUGGAACAUGAACAAUUAGAAACACAAAGCCAGACUAGUGACAAUAGCCAAAAAAACAAUGAAUUUGAAGUAGUAGAAAAUUACAAGGAAGCCUUAACACAGCAAUUGGAUGAAGAAGAGACAGAUCAGCGAUCUUCAGAAUCAGAUAAUAGUAAAAAGAAAACUAAGAAACUAAGAAUGAAAAGGAGUCACCGAGUAGAACCAGUUAAUACAGAUGACUCCAUUCCUAAGAGUGCAACGCCACCCCCUCCUCCCGUUCCUGUUGGCUGGGGAACCCCCAAAGUCACUAGACUUCCAAAACUUGAGCCUCUUGGUGAAACACAUCAUAAUGAUUUCUAUGGGAAGCCUCUUCCUCCUCUGGCUGUGAGACAGAGACCUAACAGUGACACUCAUGAUUUGAUCUCAUAACCGAGUCAUAUGGAAUAGCUCUGUGCACAUCAUCAGCGAGCUGACCAGAACUUUUUCUCAAAAGGAGAGAAACCUUGAUCACUGAUGACUGGGGCCAGAUUGCCAUAUUGAUUUUUAGUGAAGAAAUUACUAGCCAUGGCCCUAUCCUGAUAAUCACAUCUCCAUGUUCUUCAUGGUUAAAGCAGAAAGGAAACUAAAUGACUAAUACAUGGGAUAAGCCUUUGGACCAAUUUGGCAAGAUUUAAUGUUGACUUUUUGGUUUAUACACCCCCAUUCAUGAGCAUAUUCUUGAAACAAAACCUCUUCAGAAAGAGAGCCAAUGAACUUUGCAUAUAACCUCGCUUGGUAGUCUGUAUUUCUAAGUUAAACAUUUUUUAAAAUGCAUAUGCAUGAACAGGGAACUCCUGCAAAUUUAUAAUCUAGAUUUUUAACUAUUUCUGUAUUUUUCUAAAGCUUUUUUAAAAAUUACUAUUACACUGUGCACUUUUCUACAGAUGCUUUGUUUAAAUUGUGUCUGGAAAAUAGAGUUGAUGUACUUAAUAGACAUGCACUAAACAAGAAAUAUUUAUGACUUGAGGUAUGUUUUGUAGUAACAUUAUUCUUGAACUGUGAAUCCUAAUUUGACCUUUAAAGAAAAAAAAUUCUCCAAUCAUUAUUCUAUCAAAUUAUAUGAUUUGGAAAUAUCACCCAAGGGGAGAGUUCAAAUUUGUUUUUGUUUUCUGUCUACUUUGGUGAUAAUCUCAAGAAAUUAAAAAGUCUAGAUAUACUUUUUAACCUAAAAUUUUAAAAUCAAUAAAAAUAUGUUCAUUAAACUCCUAAAUGUCAGACACUUUCAGAGCUCAAGGUGCUGUCACUUCUUUGUUUUAUCAGAAGCCAUAGUUACUCUUUAAGAUUAUUCUAAUUGUUUCAUGCCUUGAAGGUAAAGGCAAAACAUAUUGAAAGUCUCCUGCAGGUACAGAGACUAUUACAACAAAUAGCUUUGGUACUAAAGCAAUGAGGAUAAAAAUUUGGCUCAAACACAUUUAUAAAGAGAUGAUUCCAAAGUAAUUGCUCAAUUUAAAAUGUAUUUGUCUUGCACUUAAAAAUGACAUAAAUAGAAUUCUCUAUUUUUCUGUUAUUUUGGUAAAGAAGCAUUCAUUUAAUUGACAGCAUACCUUUAUAUCCAGGUGAAAAUCAUAUAAGAAAAUAUCUCUACCACUUUAAGAUUGUUGUAUUUGGUACUGUAUACAGACAGCAAGCAUAUAGUAUUAUCUGAGGAUCACAUAAAUAAGUACAUCUCUAGCAUAUUUAAUAUGAUUACUUUUUUAAAGAUUUUACUUUAGAGCAUCACAUUUUUAACUGAUUGGACGUUUAUUAAUCAGGCUGCUAUAGUCAGCAUGGUACAAUUUCUUGGAAUUUGUCCAUGAACCUACCUGGCAUACUGAGUGAGCAAAAAACAUUCUACAUCAGAUGCAAGACAGAUGACAAUCCAAAUUUGAGAAGUGGCUGAAAUAUGUGGGAAAAUACUGCAGAAGACACAGUGUAAACUUUGAAUUGGAAUUUAGAGGAAUUAUUGCUCAUCUCCUUUGUUCCUUUUGUAACAUUUAUGUUUAUUUUAAAAAGGCUUGUGUGUAUUCAUCUGGCUUGAAAAUAAAGUUGUUAACAUUUUUGUUUCCUACCAGUGUUUACUGUAAUACACAGUAAUUACUGAUUCCAUUUAAUAAACACAAAUAAAAUGGUCUUAAAAUUGUAUUGUAAAACAGAAUCAAUGUUUUAUAUAGCUCUCUUAAACAUUAAUUUGCUUUCAUGAAGCACUCUAAAAAUGCUUUACAAGAUAUUUUGUAAAUCCAGGUGGAUUUUAACAAUUAAUUGCCUAUUUUGAUAUAUACUACAUUUAUAUAUGCUACAUUUUAAUUCUUAAUUAUCUUGAAUUAUGACAUUUUAAAUAAUAAAAGUAAUUUAUAUCAGUA
Molecule: messenger RNA, 3651 nt
Organism: Cavia porcellus (domestic guinea pig)
Lineage: Eukaryota; Metazoa; Chordata; Mammalia; Rodentia; Caviidae
Gene: Arl13b
Product: ADP ribosylation factor like GTPase 13B
Exons: 11
Coding region: 722-1702 (326 amino acids)
Biological process (GO): receptor localization to non-motile cilium; non-motile cilium assembly
Cellular component (GO): motile cilium; non-motile cilium; ciliary membrane
Molecular function (GO): GTP binding; GTPase activity
Source: RefSeq, a predicted model, not a curated record